Molecule: messenger RNA, 1062 nt
Organism: Rubroshorea leprosula
Lineage: Eukaryota; Viridiplantae; Streptophyta; Magnoliopsida; Malvales; Dipterocarpaceae
Source: the annotation of a GenBank genome assembly
UCUACUCAUUUUAAUUCCUUCCUCUACUCAUUUCAAUUCCUUCCAGACUUGAUUUCUUUCCCUCUAUUUUGAUUAAAGUUUAAAGUGAUUUAGGCCAUAGAGAUGUAUCUUCGUCAGGAUCUGCGGUGAGUUUUUUGCCAAACUCAGCACUUUAAUUCAAUUCGGAAAGAACAAGAAAUCAAGUUGGAGGAUUUAAUAUCGGAAGAAUUGAGUUUCGGUUAUGGUUUUACUAAUGAUCACCAGCUGUUUGAAGAAAUUUCGAAGCGAGAAGUGCGAAAUCCCAAGGACAUGUCGUCGGAGCUGUCAUCUCGCCAAUAUGUACACUUCGUGCCCUUUAGGGUUAUACAACAUGGCAUUAUUGAACGUCAGCCUCACAUCAUCUGCAAAUUCCAACGAUGACCUGUAAAAUUCUUGGUUAUCCUCGAUUUAACGGUGCCCAUAUCCAUAGGAUUCUUGAUUAUGUCAUAGUAAUCGUGAAGGCCUAGGCCAACUGUAUCCACAGGCGUAUUGAAGAUGUACCCAUGUUUGUGCUUCAUCAAUUUGCCCAAAAUUUGACCGCAAGUUUUCAUCAAAUUAUCGGAUCUCUUGCAGUUAUCUUGAGGAUUGUGCCGCUUUGUCUCCUUGCUGAAAUUCAACGGCUAAGGUCUCUUGCUGCCGGAGACUUUCUUCGUGAUGGAUUUGUUGUUGGAGUUGGAUCUGGCCUGAAAAUCAUUGGAUUCAAUUCGAUUCCUCAGUUCACGAAUUUGCUCCAGCUCCGAUACCAACUGUCCCUUGAGAUCAUUCAGCUGCUUCCUCGAGAAAGACUUGAGAUUGAAGUUCAGGUACGCGCCGGCGCUGAAAUCAUUCAGCUUCCGAUUAAUUGACGACGCGUCAUCAGAAGCUGCAGAUUGCGUCACGACGGGCAAAUCAUCGAACAGUGGACCAGCCGCAUCAUCUUAGGAAUUACGGAGGGGGCCCGACGGCUCAAGCAUCAAAACGCGGAAGCCCGAGGGCUUCCGAUCAAAACAGAGGAUCGCCGAUAAGGGAGGUCAGGAGCAGGGAGAAGAAAGGGAAAAGAACUAA